This is a messenger RNA of Lingula anatina, 7629 nucleotides long. RefSeq names its product insulin-like peptide receptor. Gene Ontology annotation, cellular component: plasma membrane; signaling receptor complex. Gene Ontology annotation, molecular function: protein binding; ATP binding; transmembrane receptor protein tyrosine kinase activity. The record is from RefSeq and is a predicted model, not a curated record. NCBI's taxonomy places the organism in Eukaryota, Metazoa, Brachiopoda, Lingulata, Lingulida, Lingulidae. Gene Ontology annotation, biological process: positive regulation of kinase activity; cell surface receptor protein tyrosine kinase signaling pathway; protein phosphorylation.
AUCAGCUUUCGAGGUUGUUUACAUCUAUCUUGUUUUCUUGUGAGAGCAGUUGUACUGAAAAACAAGCUUGUUGAGGCAAUUGUGCAACGAUUACCUAGAUGUAAUAAUAAUUGGGUCACUAUGUGGAGACCACACUAAGACAGGAUGACCAAGGAGUCAAUUUCCUAGAAAGGUGGACCUUCAAACGCUAUCCUUACUUAAGAACUAUGGAAAGAAAAGACCGCCAUGUAGGCUGACGAACUGACACAGACAAUGAGAGUACCGUGGAAAUGCAUACACUCUGUACCAGUUAAGCAAGGACUUAAUCAAGUUAAUUGGAACGAUCAUGUAUAAAAACUUACUGAAUUGCUUGUUACUGGUGGUGAUAAGUUCUUCGGUUUCUUCAAAAGACGAAGAAAUCAUGCAGAUGUCUGAAUUCGGUUUCUGCAAGAGUGUUGAUAUUCGCAACAAUGUGUCCAUGUUCCAAAAGAGUCUAGAAAACUGUACAGUCAUAGAGGGAUACUUGCAGAUUUUACUGAUUGAUGGAAAUCCAGAAGAUUUCGAAAAGUUGCAUUUUCCAAAGCUAGUAGAAGUGACAGACUAUGUAUUACUCUACAGAGUGAAUGGAAUGAGGACAUUAAGAAAUAUUUUUCCAAAUUUAACUGUCAUCCGUGGGAAGAAAUUAUUUUUUGACUAUGCUCUGGUUGGAUAUGAAAUGUUUGGACUGGAAGAGGUAGGGCUUGUUAGUCUAACUACCAUCACCAGAGGUGCAGUACGUUUUGAAGACAAUCCAAAGCUUUGUUUUUUAAAGACUGUAGACUGGAACAAAAUAGCCCCAAAUGGAAUUCACCACUUCAGAAAUAAUCCAACUAGCGACAAUUGUCCAGCAGAAGCUGACUGCCCUGGCCGGUGUCCUACAGAAGAGAAUGAUGGAAAAGUUGUGAAGCACUGUUGGACCAAGAGAGAUUGUCAAAAAAUCUGCCCAGAUAAUUGCCGUGAUGCCUGUUACUACCCACCCGGCUCCAACCAACCCAAGUGUUGUCAUCGGGAGUGCCUGGGGACCUGCAAUGGUAGCGCUCUUCACCAGUGUGCUGCAUGCAAACAUGUCAACAUAAGAGGCACCUGUGUAGCCAAAUGUGGCCAAGGCUUACUAGAGUAUGAAGGCAGGCGGUGCAUCAAUAUAUAUGAGUGUAAGAGCUUUGGAGACCGUUACGGUAUACGUAAAAUAAAUUGGAAAAUGCAUGAUGGGAAAUGCAUACGUGAAUGUCCUGUUGGUUUUAUAACCGACCCGCAGGAUCCCUACAGGUGUAUACAGUGUCCAGGGAAGUGUCCUAAAGAAUGUACACAGGCUGGAGUGAACAGUGUGUCAGAUGCUGAGAGACUUAAAGGAUGUACUAUUAUAAAUGGAGAUCUCACUUUAAAUGUCAUGGGUGGAAAAAAUAUAGCCACAUAUUUGGAAGAGGGCCUAGGGAUGAUAGAGGAAAUAACAGGAUCACUGCAGGUUUCCCAUUCCUAUGCCUUGUACUCUCUUGAUAUUCUGAGAAGCUUGAAAAGAAUAAGAGGAAACACACUAAAGAAUGAUAAGUAUGCCCUCUACAUUCUGGACAACCAGAACCUCCGUGAAAUAUGGAAUACAACUCUUCAUCCAAAAUUGACUGUGGACAAAGGAAAAAUGUUCUUCCACUUCAACAGACGGCUGUGUCUAAGUAAGAUCAAUGAGUUGAAGGAUUCCAUCACAUUUGGCACCAAUGUCUCCAUGGAUGAGGUGGACAUUUCGUUAAGUUCUAAUGGAGAUCAGGCUACAUGCUCUGUCCAGCGUAUGGCUAUUGAGUUAGUUAAAACAGCAACUGUGGCAGCUGUCAUAGCAUUUGAUAACUUCAAGCCUAGUGAUCCACGCACACUUUUAUCCUACGUCAUCAACUAUAGAGAAACAUCUGAGAAGAAUGUGAGCAUUCUUAGUGGCAGGGAUGCCUGCAGUGAUGAUGUCUGGAUGACUAAAGAAAGAGAACCUAAUUUGAAUGACAUGCAGCCCCAGUUGAUGGAAUACCUUUUUCCCCUGAAGCCGUGGACCUUAUAUGCUGUCUAUGUACAGACUUAUACCAUUGCUGUGGCAGAUAAAGGAGCCAUUAGUAAUAUUAUGUACUUCACCACAAGACCAGACUCUCCUACACCAGCAGUUGAUGUUGAAGUGGAAGCCACCAUGGAGGGGGAACUGACAGUAACAUGGAAACCGCCAAACAAACCUAAUGGCAAUGUUACACAUUACAUGGUCUAUUGGACAAUAGCAGAGAUCAACAAGGAGGAAUACGAUGACAGGAAUUACUGCAUAGACACAUUACAAGCACAGCAUUUGGAUGUCACUACAAAUGAAAAAGAGACAGAACAGGAAAAGAAACCCAACAUCACUGGUGUUUGUGACAGAGAAACUUGCUGUGCUUGUCCCAAGUCAGAAAAGGCUACAAAAGAGGAUGAACGCAAUCGAAACAUGCAAAUUGAAUUUGAGAACUUCUUACAUGGUGCAGUGUAUAUAAAAAGGCCCGAGAAUCAAAAUGAAGUGAAUGAGACUGAAGAGACAACAAAGAGACUGAAAAGAGAAACUCAUCAGCGCUAUGUUAGAGACCAAAUUGAAAAGGAUGAUUUAGGUUACAAAAAGAAAGAACUAGAAAAAUUAGAAAAGUUGCUCGAAGAAGUCAAAAGGGAGCUUAAUGAAAAUAUGGGCAAAGAAAAUGAAUAUCCACUCAAUAAAAUUUCAAGACGCCAUAAAAGAGAAUUUGAAAGGACUUUUCCAAGGAAUUCAGACCAGCUUCCACCAACCAAUGAAACAUCAGAGGAUGUGACAUCUGUUUCCCCAACUAGUUCUAGCACUGUGGUGCCUCACAACCACACAGAUGCAGUCUACAAGACAUCUACUGUAUACGGGGGCACGAGGAUUGUACUACCAAAUCUGAAACAUUUCACCUUCUACAGGAUUGAGAUAAUUGCAUGUCAAGAAUAUGAUGAAACGACCAGAAAAAAGUUAUGCAGCAGUAAAGCUAUUGCUAAUAAGAGAACCAGGGCAUCAAGGAUGGCAGAUCGUGUGGAUUCUGUGAAAGUGGUGGUGAACAGUUCCCAGGAGGUGUUAUUUCUGUGGUCUGACCCUCCAACCCCUAAUGGUGUUUUGCUAACAUACACAAUCACAUAUCAAAAUGUGCUGCAACCUGAAGAGGUGAAAAGCCCUUGUAUUCCACACAAGAAGUACAGAGAAAUUGGUGGCUACAGGGCAAAAGGCAAGCUGACACCAGGAAACUGGAGUGUCAAAGUCUGUUCCACUUCCUUAGCUGGUACAAGCAAUGACUCCUGCUCAGACCUGCAUUAUUUUAUUGUUCCUAAACCAGCUGCUGCAGAUACUUUCAUGUCCCCAGUCAACAUAGCCAUCAUCUCGGUAUCAGUGGUGAUAGUGGUGGUGAUAGUUGUGAUAACUUCUGGGGUGCUCUUUGUCAAAUACAGACUGAAGAAAAACCAAUUGCCAGUGGAUGCCCUGUACACAUCUUGCAAUCCGGAGUACCUCAGUGCUGGAGAUGUAUACAUACCUGAUGAGUGGGAAGUGGACCGUGACAAAAUUUCCCUUAUUCGAGAGCUUGGCCAGGGAUCUUUUGGUAUGGUUUAUGAGGGUAUAGCCAAAGAAAUAGUAGAGGGAGAGCCACAAGUACGAGUGGCAGUGAAGACUGUAAAUGAAAAUGCCUCAAUUCGUGACCGCAUAGAGUUUCUGAAUGAGGCAUCAGUGAUGAAGGCAUUUAACUGCCACCAUGUGGUGAAGUUACUGGGUGUGGUGUCCAAGGGGCAGCCUACUCUGGUGAUCAUGGAGCUCAUGGCUGUGGGAGAUCUGAAAAAUUUCCUUCGGAAACAUCGGCCUGAUGAACCGGACAACGAGGGGCGUCAGCCACCAGAUCUUCCAGAAAUCUUAAGAAUGACUGGUGAAAUAGCUGAUGGAAUGGCAUACCUAUCUGCCAAGAAAUUUGUCCACCGAGAUUUAGCAGCCAGAAACUGCAUGGUGUCAGAUAAUAUGACUGUAAAAAUAGGAGAUUUUGGAAUGACCAGAGAUAUUUAUGAGACAGAUUACUAUAGAAAAGGUGGAAAGGGAUUGUUACCCGUGAGGUGGAUGGCACCCGAGUCAUUGAAAGAUGGCAUAUUUACUAAUGCAUCCGAUGUGUGGUCUUUUGGUGUAGUGUUAUGGGAAAUGAGUACCCUAGCUGCCCAGCCAUACCAAGGCUUUGCUAACGAACAAGUCCUGAAAUAUGUCAUUGAUGGACACAUCAUUCCAAAACCAGACGGAUGCCCAGACAAGUUAUAUAAAAUAAUGCUGAAGUGCUGGAAAUAUUAUCCAAAGCAGAGGCCAACUUUUUGCCAAAUUUUGGAGCAUCUUUCCCAAGACCUGCCCGAUUCUUUCCAUGCAGUGUCCUUCUUUGACAGUGAGGAAAAUGCAUAUCAGUCUACACAUGAAGACACAUGGGGAGAUGAUGAUGAGGUGUUUGAAAAUUCGCCAGGUGCUCGACGAAGGCAGACUGCGUCAGACUACAUGGAAGCUGACUAUUCACAGCAGCCCCUCACUGAUCCUCAUGGAUCUUCUCAGCAAGAGACUGACAGUGGAGAAGAGGACAUCCACAUUAACCUUAGUAACAUCAACAUUACCGAGAAUCACCUUGAAAAUCACUCGGACACAGAAUCAAAAAGUGGCAAAAGCGUCUCUUGCGAGUGCAUUAAACAGACACUUCAAAAUGAAAUGAAAAAGAGACGGCGUUCGAGUGGCACCAACUCCACGAAUAUUCCAUACCCAAGUGCAAUAAACUCAAAUGAGGGGAGCAAAGGCAGUAGCAAAAGUAGUAGUAGUGGAGGUGGGGGCUAUGCCCACAUGAAUGGGCUGGUGAAUGGGCAUAUCAAUGUUCACUUACCCACCCAGUCAACCCAGUGCUAGUAGUACAAGUAGCGAGACAGAACAUAAAAGUGUAAAUAUUAGUAUGUACAGGAACUGACAUUUCAGUUGUCCAACCAUGACGGAAAGUUUGGAUGAACAUGGAUGGAUGGGUGGAUGAAGGAGCAGGUAUUUAACAUGUAAUGCAUAGCAGCAGGCAGGCCCUGUGAACCAUAUAGAAAACACCAGCACAGCACUGUCAGUGCUACCGGCAUUAGACCACAGAGAAUUUGUCCUCCCUUAGUGAACAUAUCACCUAAGUCUCCUAAAUACUUUUCAGAUGGACAUGUAUAGAGAUAAUGAAUGGUCAAAAUUACUCCAAGCUAAUAGCUUUUAUAGCCAGCAAAUUAUGUUUAAAACGUUAAUGGAUACAAGUAUAGUCAUAACUUCAAAGCUCUUCUUGGUGUUAAUUGUUUUUGGUCACUGCUCCAACAUAAGAGGCAAUUUUUUGUUUUGUCAGGAAUUGUGUAUUAAUGUAUUAGACAUUUUAAUGUCUUCUAUAUUUUAAAUCAAGUUUAAAUUCAGAUGCGUGAUGUUAAUGUGCUGAUAAAUUUGACCAGGCUAUUGAAUUUCUUAUACUUUUUCUUUCUCUUGUGAAGUCAGCCAGCCAAUUAUUUACACCAGACCAUUAUUUAACUUACACCAGCAUUUCUUUAUUUUGGGUUUUUACAUGAUUUUGAUUUAAACUGAUGCAAAUAUUUACACCAGUCUACAGAUAUUUGUAAUUUGAAAAGAAUUGCACCUUGAAUACACCAAAUUGAGAAAAAAUUUAAUGGAAUUGCUUCAUGUAGCAGUCAUUAAUUAUAAGAUAAUUAUGGCCCUGACACACACUUCUAGGUCAUAUUUUUAACCAACAUUUUUCUGUAGUAAUUCUUUUCUCUUUUAGUACCUAGAAUGUAUUUUAUUGAAUUAUAAUAUGGGGACAACAAUUUUUUUACAAUACUUAGAAUGUUUUUAGAAUGUUACUUUUAUUUGUGACUUUGUUUAAAUGAUAUGAUUGUGCUGUUGAUGCCCUUAUUUUUUUCUUUUUUCUACCUAUUUUCUGUUUAUCAAAUCAAAGAAUUAAACAAUUGUUCAUUGAUUUUUAACUGGAAAACAUGCUAAGGAGAAUCAUCACUAUUGAUACAUUGUUAUGGAUUAUUUACAGAAAUUAAUUGAAAUCACUAGAAAAAAAAUCAAUAUUCGAUUCACCAAUGACAUUUGUGAGUGCAUAUUUAUUUGAGUUAAAAGGUACACAAAAGAUAAAUUAAUUGCCACAUAGUAGGGAUUGACAGGCUUAUAGUAUGGAGUAGUGGGAGAACCAUACCCAGUAGUAUUGUUGAACUAUGUCUUUUAGAUUAUUAAGUGAUGAAAUUUUCCAGCUAAAUCCCUGGUAAAUCAACAUUUGGUAAUAAACCUGUUGGACCUCUGCUUUUCAUAGCAGGGACUGUACAAACCUCAUUCAAAUCCUAGGUGCACUUACAACUGUUUUAAUCAGGAAAUAGAUACAGGAUUUCAUGGAUUGACCUCUUGCUUGCCUUAUUCUACCUCUGUAUUUUAGACAGAAGCCUAGCCUUGUCCCUCCAGUGAUCAAGAAUAUUUUAAUAGUGUUACAUGGUUUUAAUGAACAUGGCUUUAUGGUUACAAUUAUAAUUAUUGUCAUAAUUUUAAUUCUUUAUGUGGAAAUCUCAUGUAUUUGUGAAAUCAUGCUACCUCCAAAUGAUUUUUGUCAUGGUUGAAAACACUAGAAAUUAAACAAUGAGUAAGAUACGAAUGCAUUAUUUAUUCAAGGCCAUUUACAUUAGAUUAACAUUUUAUUAGACUUGCUGAGCUUGUGAUAGAGCCAGUGAGGUCUAUGUUUGUAUAGUCUGCUGUUUUUGUUGUUUUGUUUUUGUCAUCAAGACUACAUCUAUGUUGCAUAUAUUGUAUAGGGUCCUUUCAGGUCAUCUGUGCAUGCCAUCUAGUCCUUAUUUUCUGUAUGAAUAAUGGUACUGAUUAUACACAUAAAAUGUACUUGAACAGAUCAUGCUGUUUAAAAUGGUUUAAUGUUCCAGGCAGAUGAUAUAAUUAUUGUUCCUUUUAACCAUGUUCAUUGUUAAAGGGCAGAGUUGUUUCAAUUUUCCUUAUCGGUAAACUUUUCUAUUGAAGUGUAGAAUAUUGUACAUGCAGAGCUUAUGAACCUGAAUGAGUUGUCAUCUGUGAAAUGAAGUCUGUGGUAUGUAUCUAAAUUGUUAGAAGUAUGGUAAGAAAAAUUUUAAAUGUCAGUGAUUAAAUGUGGCAAUGUGCUGGUUACGCCAUGGCUUACUGCAGCCUAGAUAUAUAACAUUGCCAUGGAGGCAUAUGAAAGAGCAAGAUUGAUGUGCCGCCAGAGGAUUUUACAAUAUAUUCAUUUUCAUUAAUUUAAGCACCAUAAAGAUAAUUGUACAGAAAGCUGUAAACAAAUUUACAUGUAUAUAUUUUGACCACCUUACCUAAUUUAUGAAUUAGAGCUGUGCAUGUAUUUUAUGUGCUCAAAUUUAUUCUCGGCUUUUGUUCACUUAUCUUGCCUUAAGUUUUAACCUUUGAUGUGACUGCUGCAGUAGAAAUAUAUCAUGUGUAUAUAUUGUUCUUGAGGGACUGAACUACAACUGCCAGUUUUUCUUAACUGGGCAAGACAUUAGUGUUUUUAAUGGUAUUCUGAAGACCAAAUAGAUAUCAGAAUAAAAUGGAGCUCAGGCUUGACA